Salvelinus fontinalis (brook trout) is the source of this 6576-nucleotide messenger RNA. RefSeq lists its product as uncharacterized. NCBI's taxonomy places the organism in Eukaryota, Metazoa, Chordata, Actinopteri, Salmoniformes, Salmonidae. Bases 338 to 4825 code for a protein of 1495 amino acids. The transcript is spliced from 19 exons. The record is from RefSeq and is a predicted model, not a curated record.
CCCUCCUCCGCUUCUCACAUUGGUUUCCCCUGACAUGACACGGGCUCAGUUGAUAACUUAGAAACAGACAGGAGGGGACGUCCUAUUGUGUGUCUUGUACUUGUCUUCUCUCCAUGAGGUGCAAGGAGGCGGGUGGCUUUUUGAGUGAGAUUUUCUCCUGACAAUUUUUUGGGGGGGAAAAGAGCAUUAUUCAUUUGAUGAUUCGUCUUGUUUUUCCUCUCAUUCUGAACUUCUGAUACUGGACUUUGCGGUAGAUGAGGUGAGAUAUCUGUAUUGUCUUGUGAUUCUUGUCACAGUAUGCCCAUCUAGACUACACUGCAGAGCUAUCAAAAAAACCAUGUCUGAGGGUGUCGUCAGAAAAAUCCAACCCUUUACCAUUGGGACCAGACUGUCUGUCCCAUCAGAAGCCAAAUGCCAGGAGUUUGUGGACGUCUAUCUGCCGAAGUCUGCUGCUCCGAACAAGUUGGAGCUACAGAACAACCUACACCACCAAAUGUCCCUUUACGUGGGCCAGUCCCAGGGGUGGCCUGGGACCGGGAAGUCGGAACUCCCACAAGUGGCCGCCCAGGUCUACGCUUCAACACCAGAGGGACAUCAGGAUGAGAGAGUGGAGGAGGACAGGAAUUCUGUGUCCCCCACUGCAUCCUCUAGGUCCAUCAGGAAGAUUGCUAUUUGCAGGAAUGCCGAGACAGUCCCCGACGUGUCCUUGGGUGACUCUGACCUGGCCACCUCAGUCAGUUCCACGUCGGAGGCCAUCCGAAGCAACUACAACAGUGUUCACCCAAAACCGCCAUCCUUGAUAGUAGAGGACGACUUGGAUAAGAGGUCCAACUCUCAGUCUAAGGAUGGACAUCAGUACGAGACGCUUGACGUGGAGACCGACCACAAGGGAGAGAAGAGGAAGAGACUGCAACAGAGGGAAGGGAACAAAAUCCCUUCCAGAGAGAACGCCGUUAACCAAACCUGCCUGAGGUUCCAGUCACUGUUAAGAAACUAUCACCAAGACCUCAAACUGGCUCUGGACGUCUCCUCCUUCUACCAACAGGCUGACAACAUCAUCUUCACCAUCAACAGGAAGAGAAGCAUCCUGUCUGGAUCAGAUAGCCAGGGGAGCUGCGGUCAGACAGAGAUCUACAAUAUUGCCAGCCAAAUCACGAUGCUGAACGAGACUGUUUCGCGCCUUUCGGACCUCCACCCUACCCUGGCUGCCAGAGUGACACGGAAGCAGGCUGAGGUGCAGGAGAGUUGGGGCCUUCUCCAGGAGGGUAGCGGGAGCGAGUGGCCAGCUUUGCCCACCACCCUUGCCAUAGACUUCUCCUGUGAUGAACCUGGCGCACUGAGUCAAACCAGAGAUCCGGAACAUGAGGCCCAGAGGAUCAUAGGAAAGGACAUCAAAGAGGAACAGAACCCUCUCAAAGGGUUCGAGAACAUGAAAGACUGUGGGGUCCCCAGGAAGCUGACUGUUAGUCAAGUUGAACAGCCUUCCAAAAGCUAUGCCCGAGUCUCCUGUGACACCACCAGCAAUGACUUGACUGGAAGACUGUGUGUGGAGAGGCAAAGAAAGGACCAGACAACCCAUUUGAACACUUGUUAUCCAGGUUGCCAAUCAGAACUUGGUAUUCAGUUGCAAAAUUCUACCACAUCUGCUGAUAAGACUCUGUCAUGGCUGAAAGACAACCUUGCUAUGUCAGCCCCCAGCCACCACACAGCCAGUCUGAGUUGUCCAGAGGAAAAGCCAGGGUCAACCCAAGGCCAGCACCAAGGUUGUGUGAAGAUGGAAGACCUCCUUGGCCAAGUGGAAACGUUAUGGGAAGUUCUGAGGAGAAGACUUCAUAGAAGCAUUAUUUAUUCAAACAGCUCUGAGAGGAUCAACUUGGAGAGGGAUGACAAUCAUGAGACAGACAAGGAUCGGCUCGAAGGACGCCUGUCAGAAUACAGUGCAACCACGAAAAACGUGGAAUUCUGGAGCGUCCCAGAUGUCGAGGAGCUCUCUGAGACAUUGGAGGAAAACGACAGAGGAAUGCUGACAGAGCUGCUGCGGUGUCUUGACCAGGAUGAAAACGUUGAUCGUUGCGAGGUAGAGCGACAGACCCUUACUGGACAAAUGGAUGACCAGGGGUGCAUGGACUACCCUAUGGAGGACCUUGGUGAAGCAGUGGAGAAAAGAGGACAUUCCCUCUGUCAAAGUCAAGACACCCAAGAACUUCUGAGUCAGCACUCAACAGUGACGCUGCGAAUCAACCAGCUCUUGUCCAGGUGUGCGGAGUUCAGCAUGGACGUUCUGGACACUGAGACAGACAUGGCGGUCAGAUGUGAGCCCUAUAGUUCUGAACUCGAGGGACUGCAGGAGCAACAGGAUGAGCUAGAGAAGGACUAUCAGGUCAUAAAAGAGGAGGUGGAAGAGAUGGAGGGACUGGCUUUGCGACUACAGGUCCUCCUACCUGACAUGACAGGGGCUUUGGGGGAGGACAUCCAUGCGACCCAGCAAGCUUGGGAGGAGUUGGGAUGGAGCAUGGCAGAGAACCAAUGCAACCUCCAACAAUUUCAGCAACUGCAAGACUUUCUUAAGGCCUACCUGGCCAUGAUCUCAUGGACAGAGGACACGCAGACUUGCAUUUUCUCAGAGGUGUCAGUCCAGCAGUGGAGAUUGGCAGAAUCGAGUGUUCCAUCUGAGCUAGAUCUGAGGAUAGAGCAGAAGUUUGACGAGUUUGACAAGCUCGCUGCUGCUGGGCAGAAGCUUAUCAAGGAGCGACAUCACUUGGCAGAUAUUAUAAAGGAGAGGACUGAGGAACUGCAAAGCAUUCUGGGAUGGAUCCUGGUGUACUGGAGGGCACAGAAAGACCAGCUGGGUCGGGAGAGGUCAAGCGAUUCAAGAAGUGAUGACCCUCAAGGAGACGCAACCAGAUUUUCACAAGGUCAACCCCACGUAGGAUAUCCCUGCUACCCCCUAAAAAAGAAUCUAUCCUCUCUGGCAGAACACAACAAGUCCUCUGAAAGCCUGUCCACAAAGCACAGGCUCAUGGUGGCGAGCCAGUUUGAAGGACCACAAAAAUCCCAACCAGGGAUAGGUCACCACGCAGAAAACUUUGCCAAGCCAGUAAACGUAACACCACACGUCCCCUUGGAUGUGGCAGUCAACUCGCCCAGCAUUAGCCUUGAAGAGCCCUGUGCUACUGUCACCCCACUGGGCAGCAGCAUCAACCUCAUCCUCAGUUUUGACCAACAGCCACCAGGGGGCGGUCUGCAACAGGGUCCAGUGGAGCCAAAGCAGGCAGUGGAACCUGUGCAUAGGGUGAGCACCUAUCUGCAAGUCACAGAUGGAAGUCCUGUUUUUGAAGAUGUGGCAUCGUCUCAUGUUACUGACACGAGCCACGUGUCAACCACCUUUUCCACAAGCUCAAUCAACGCUACUUUCAUACCCCAAGUCAGGACUGUCUUGCUCCCCACCUUUCCCAGAACCAGUUCCACCUCUACCUUAAACCUGAAGGGACCGAUGAAGAGGAGGAAGAAAAUGACACACAGGCACACUGUGACUGGAAUUGUCGCAAUGCCCAAGCCAGAGGGGGUUACUACCGUGCCCAUCGGUGCCACACACAGAGCUCACACCUGGCCACUGGAGGAUAAGAAGGAAUGCCAUGCCAUACAAGGGAGUCCAGUUAAUACAGAACUCCAACUGUAUAUCAAAAAUAAUUCUGUGGUGAGUGUCAUGGAUGGCAACUCUUCAGGCACGUCAAGCAUUCCUCCCGUUCCUACCAUCCAGGGGCAUUUCUUGCAUGGGCCCAAUGAGAUGACCAUUAGGCAAGACAAGAGCCACUAUGGCGUUAUCCGUCUUGGGUCGAUGUUGAGUUUUGACCUGCCCAAGGAUUGGGGGAAAAUCUCACAAAUAAGUGCAAAAGACCUCACACCUGAGAAAGUGCCUUUUGAAGCCAAUGGGGACCAUGCCAGUCCACCUUUGAAUCUGUACAGACCAUCAGGCUCAAACACACUCGGUCAGACUCACGUAUUGUCCAAAGUGAUUGGGCAGAAUUUCACCCGGAGUUCAGGGGAGGAAAGUAUAUGCGAAACAGGGGACUUUGCUGUUCAAAAUGGUUCACCUUUGAAUCUAUACAAAUUGGCAGACUCAAAUACACUCAGUCAGACUCACAAAGUGAUUGGACAUACUUUUGCCCUCAGUCCGAAAGAAGAAAAGAGCUGCGAAACAGCUAGGCAGGACUCGCAGAAGGUCAGCUCAGAGUCUGUUUCUCUUUUGGUUCAGUGUAUCUCGCUACCUGAGAAAGACGACAUCUAUCACAACCUCAGAAGAGCCACAAGGAGUCCUGCCCUUGCUGCUCGACAUGAGAACAUUAAGGUCGAGAUUUCCAUUCCAGUAGCCAUUUUGGACUCUACAAAACAACACACUGAACCAAACUGCAGCAGCUCGAUGAUGCAUGACCACGCCCGCACUGAACCAUCACAGAACCACAAGCACAACUGUUUAAGUGUUCACACUAAGAUUCAAGACCUCAAUAACCACAUAUACAUCCCUUCUGCAAAGAGGCAAUUCGCUUUCCAAAGUGACCUUCGAGUUGUAGAGAUCAAGGGCUUGUCUACUGUGUCUGAAGACUCCACAUGGAUGGGUGUGCGCAGUUCUGGACGAGUCAUUGUGUGCUCUGAGGACAACUGUUGCGUGUGCUCCGACAGUCCCGCACCAAUGAUGGUAUUGGGAAAAGAAACUUCACCCAAAAGAGAACCCGAUCAUAUUCAUCCUGAUCAUUGGCAGUUUGAGGAGGAGGAAGAGGAGCUGGAGGAUAUUUGGAAUUGCACAGACCGUGAAAGAGCACCUUGAAUUACUGUGGUCCCAAACUCUGAGGUGGUGGCAAUGCCACACUGACGCACAGACCAGUGAUCAACCAGCCAGUGAUUAAAGUGGCCCUAAACAUAAAGUGUCUCAGAGUAGGAGUGCUGAUCUAGGAUUAGUUUGCCUUUUAGAACAAAAUUAAUAAGAUUAUGUGGACAGAUCCUAGAUCAGCACUCCUACUCUGAGAUGCUUUGUGGGAUACGGACACAGAUCUUGGAUCAGCUUAUUCUCCCCCUUUCCAACUUUGACUCCAUGGACUUUUACUUCACAUUGCCUCAGUGACAUUAGAGGAUCAUCGUGUGCAAGCAGCAGUGAUGGAAAAAGUACUCAAUUGUCAUACAUUAAUAGAAAAUGACUCAAGUAAAAGUGAAAGUCACCCAGUAACAUAUUACUUGAGUAAAAGUCCACAAGUAUUUGGUUUUAAAUAUACUUAAGUAUGAAAAGUAAAUGGAAUUACUAAAAUGUACUUAAGUGUCAAAAGUAUAAACCAUUUCAAAUUCCUAAUAAUAAGCAAACCAGAUGGCACAAUUUGAAAAUAAAUGUUUUAUUUAACAGAUAGCCAGGGGCACACUCCAACCCUCAGACAUAAUUUCCAAACUAAGCAUUUGUGUUUAGUGAGUCCGCCAGAUCAGAGGCAGUAGGGAUGACCAGGGAUGUCUUGAAAAGUGUGCGAAUUGGACUGUGUGCGAAUUCCUGUCAAAAUGUAAGAAGUACUUUUGGGUGUCAGGGAAAAUGUAUGGAGUAAAAAGUACAUUUUUUCUUUAGUGUAGUCAAAUUAAAAGUUGGCAAAAAUAUUGUCAAAAAUAUAUAAAAAAACGAAAAAGUUGUCAAAUAUAAAUAGUAAAGUACAGAUACCGCAAAAAACUACUUAAGUAGUAUUUAAGUAUUUUUACUUAAGUACUUUACACCACUGGCAAGCAGUCUGCAAGAAUCUCACUACAGAAGAAAACAUCCAUACAAGACCAAAGGAGUCAUGAAUGUAUUGUGAUGCCCCAUUGUACAAAAGGAUUCAUGUCUUCUUUUUUUCCCUGUGUAAUGCUUUGAUGGGAAUGGUUCUUUAAUAAGGGAAAUUGGCUAGAAUUCCCCAUAUUAAACUUAACUGGGAUUUCGACUAGGUAUCAUCCCUUUAUUUUUUUUAUAUUUAUUUAACCCUUAUUUUACCAGGUAAGUUGAACACAUUCUCAUUUACAGCAACGACCUGGGGAAUAGUUACAGUGGAGAGGAGUGGGGGAUGAAUGACCCAAUUGGAAGCUGGGGAUGAUUAGGUGGCCAUGAUGGUAUGAGGGCCAGAUUGGGAAUUUAGCCAGGACAUCAGGGUUAACACCCCUACUUUUAUGAUACGUGCCAUGGUAUGUUUAGUGACCACAGAGAGUCAGGACACCCGUUUAACUUCACAUAGCAAAGACAGAUUUCCACUCAAUAAUUGAUGGCCGUCAAUGGCCAAUGGAGGGCUGAAGCACUACAUUCUUCUUUGUGACUCUUUCCAUUGGUCACUGGCUGUUAACAAGACUUGAGUGUAUGAUACAACAUAAAACAAUAUAACAUUACUGUAUUGAAGAAAUCAGACAUGUAGGGUCACAAAUAGUGCAAUACACUGAACUGAAUGGACUUACCCCAUUGAAUACCAUACAAGAUGAUCAAAAUGUAUUUGCUCUGUCUCUUUAAUGCCACUUGGUGUCUUAUUUCUUUCAACUGUGUAUGAAUUGCAUGCAGGGCACAUAAAUAAACUGCUAUUUUAA